Molecule: messenger RNA, 1637 nt
Organism: Malaya genurostris
Lineage: Eukaryota; Metazoa; Arthropoda; Insecta; Diptera; Culicidae
Gene: PGRP-LB
Product: peptidoglycan-recognition protein LB
Exons: 3
Coding region: 627-1226 (199 amino acids)
Biological process (GO): peptidoglycan catabolic process; innate immune response
Molecular function (GO): N-acetylmuramoyl-L-alanine amidase activity; peptidoglycan binding; zinc ion binding
Source: RefSeq, a predicted model, not a curated record
GUUGAUUCAAAAAGGGGGCGUCACCACCAUUCUUGAGCUCAUACGAACACUUCGCUGUUUUGUAAUUGUUUAUUUAGUUCGUCAAAAUGCCCGCGCAAUUUCGCGUGUUUUGUUCAUCGUUAGCGUUAAUCGUAUCUGAUAAACAGUCAUGUAAUUGAUGUCAAUUGAACCGGGUGUCUGAUUUCGGUGAAGCACCUCGUGUGGCAGUAGUUGCAGUCACGGUGACGGGAGAGAACAAGAGGAUGUUCAGUUGUCCUAAUAAGAGUGAUCAUUUUCGAACCCAUGCGUAGAAUUUAACUGUAACCUGUUCGGAUCCGUUCAAACCGGGCGGCGUGUGAAAUAAUUGUGUUUAAAAUCAGAUGAUUAUUUGCACUUUAACGAGCCCACUGAUGGUGUCGCAUUUUGUUGUACGACGGUGUGUUGUUGAUUGAUAACAAAACGGGUGAACUUCAGUGGCAAUGUCGGUGAUUCAUUUACGGUGCUUGAUAACGUUAAAGUGACACAGUGUCAUAGCUCAUAACAAAUAGCAUUCGAUAAUUACUGUCAGGAAGUGAAGAUAGUGAAAGCAUAUAUAAGCAAAAACAGUAACGAAUUUUUUGGUGUACCAAAUCAAAAUUAAAGAAACCAUGCAAAUUUUCACAGUAUCAUUUACUUUCAUAAGUGUUUUUCUGAUGGACGGAGUUCGAGCAUGUCUUCCGUAUGUGACCCGUGACUUUUGGGAUGCUCGACCUUCGAAACUCGUGGAAAAAUUCACCGGUCCUAUUCCUUAUGUAAUCAUCCACCAUUCCUACCAGCCUGCGGCUUGCUACGAUGAGAAGGAGUGCACGAAAGCUAUGCAGCUAAUGCAACGUGUGCACCAAGAAGAUCGGGGAUGGAAUGAUAUCGGUUACAGUUUCGCUGUGGGAGGCGAUGGACGAAUUUAUCAAGGACGAGGAUUCAACGUAGUGGGAGCGCAUGCACCCCGGUACAAUGAUCGAAGUGUGGGAAUCUGUAUGAUCGGUGAUUGGCGAUUCGAUUUACCAUCGAAGAAAAUGAUCAACGCUGCACAAAGUUUAAUUGAGUAUGGCGUUCGCAAUAACAUCAUUGCAUCAAACUAUACACUAAUUGGUCAUAGGCAAACUCGACCGACCGAGUGUCCCGGCGAUAGACUGUAUCAGGAAAUACAAGAAUGGCCGCAUUACUCGCCUAUACUGGACGUAGUGGAUCCUAACAGUAUUCCUACGUAGACUGAAAUUCCAUCACAAUCAAUAUAAAUGGACUCUAAUUAGAAAUAUUCACACUAAAAAUAAAAACUAUUUUUGCUACUAUAAAAUAUGAUAAAUAAUGUAAUGAGAAUAGAAAAAAAGUACUACGUACUACAUAAUUUUGAAAAUGUCUGAUUUACAUCUGAAAUAAAAAACAGUAAGUUAUGCAUAAGUUAAACUUGGAACCUUCAUUUUUAUACAUCAUCAAAAUUUUAACAGCAACAGUUGCCUGAUGACGCACAGUGGUCCAAAGCUGGAAAAAGACGGUCAAAAGUAUGUACUGACAUUCUCUGAUUUUUAAGAGCUAACGUGUCUUCGAAGAAGUUUUACAAGAUUAUAUUACGCUUUUUUGAAAGUGACACCUUAAUUUUUGUUAAGGAGGUAGUACCAAUU